Myotis brandtii (Brandt's bat) is the source of this 4167-nucleotide messenger RNA. RefSeq lists its product as uncharacterized. The record is from RefSeq and is a predicted model, not a curated record. The transcript is spliced from 2 exons. NCBI's taxonomy places the organism in Eukaryota, Metazoa, Chordata, Mammalia, Chiroptera, Vespertilionidae. Bases 306 to 1262 code for a protein of 318 amino acids.
UUUGAAAAUGGGGAUAUUUUAUAUAAAAUUCCGAAUUUCCAGCUUCUUUAAAAAAAAAAAAAAAACAACCCAGGAGAUCUGGCAACACUGGGCUCAUUCCCACAUAGCCAUACCUGGUUGAAGCUGUGUCAAGGCUGCCCCCUGAGAGGGGGUGCGAUCCCUGCCCCCACAGUCCCACCGAUUCCUUGUGUGUCCCUGGCACAGAGGUCAAGGUCUAGCUGCCCCUGUAGCAGCACAGAACUCAUGCUGGCUCUACUUAUACCAGAGGAAUACUUCUUUGUGCUGCCUCCAUCACACACGGGGAAAUGAAAGGAAACAACAAAGGAAGUGGCAGAGCCCCGGCUUUUGAGUUUACAGUCCUGACAAGUAGGACAUCCAUCCAGCAUCUCUCUGCCCUGCCCACCGUGCAGGGGGCCACUGCUCAUCCCUUCCCCAGCUGGCCCCUCCUCUGGGCCUUAAGCCCCUUCUACCCGAGCGGGUCAGGGGCCAGGCCUCUGACAAUCAGGCUACCCCUACCCUCCCUGGUGGUGGGGCUCUCCCUGGGGCUUCUCUGGGGGGGGUCCCCAGUUGCUUUCUCCCUCCUGCUACCACCGACCAGGGUCCUGGCGGGAGGUGGCCAGCUUGGAGGGAAUUCUGUAGGAGCAGCAGCCAUGUCCACGACCCCUGCCUUAGGACAAGAGAAAGGGGGCAAGGAUGCGCCCCCUUCCCUAGGACCAGAAUUCACCAGCAGCCCCGUCUUCCCACCCAAGAAGCCCCCUACUUAUUCCUCCCCCACCUCUUCAAACGGCAGUGCAGAGGCCAAACCAGCAAAGCUGGGUCUUGGUGGAUGCAGCACAAGGGAGAGGUGGGGGCCACCGAGUACAUUUCGGGUAAGUUACAAGGAAUCUCAGCAAGAGACGGGGUUAAGGGAAUGUGUGGCUUUGAGAGAAAGAGACCCAGGAGCUGAGAGGAAGCAGUUCUUGUUCUCAUCAUACAUUUAUUGGGUGCUUACUGUGUGCCAGGAAGUAAGCCAGGUGCUAGAAACAGCAAAGGGGCUAGAAACAGCUACCAGGUCAUCAGUAACACUGUACGGACCCUGGUUAACACAGGGAACAGAGGAACCCUUCGGCACAGCCUCAGGGCCUGGCUGGGUCCUUGGAUGGGGCCUGCCUGGGUCUUCCCAGCAACAGAAAGGGAGGCAAGACCCUAUCCCUCUUCCCCAUCCAGGUAGAGAGGCACACAGACAAGCCCCUACACACUCCUCUAAACACAUUCAUACCUAAUAUGUGAGCAUACACACACACACACACGCACACACACACGCACACGCGCACACAGGCACACACACGCACGCACGCACACACACACGCACACAGGCACAGCCAGGCAGUUUUACAAGGAGGUGGCAUGGAGAUGCUAUCUACAUGCCGUGAUCUGAGCGCCCCAACAUAAAUCCGUCAGAGUGCCUGCAUAUUUACCAUUGAGAGAUUACCUUGAGAAGCUUUUUGGCCAAGUCUCUUACCAAAAAUGUGAAAAACACAAAAGUGAACAAGGAGAUUUCUUAAGGCUUUUUGCUUAGAGAGGGCUUCUGAGAGGGGCAGGGGCAGCGGAAACAGACCCCACUUCCUGUCUUGGCUACAAGUCUGUCCUGGCCAGAGCUGCCCAAAGUAGGUGUCCUAUUAAACUGGUGGGGGUAGAGGAGUGGGGGUGCCCUCAUUUCCUGUGCUAUCUGCACUCUUCCAGGGUCAUACAAAUACUGCUGCCCCUCGUUAGGUGCCUAUGACGUGCUAGGUAUACUACUGUGCAAACGCUUUAUGUCCGUGUUCACCGAGCCUCGGAGUGAGGGUAUUAUCUCCACUUUAAAGAGAAGGAAACGGAAGCUCAAGACUAGCCUAGGGUCACGGAUGUCGUGUGGUGGGGCACGGGGAGAUGGAGUCUCACGCUGGGAAGGGAGGGGGCGGGAGCUGCCAAGGGUCCCAGUGACUGACUUCAGAGCCCGGGACAUGCUGCCUGGAGACCGAGGAACACAGGUGGCAGUUCCAUGCUGGCGGGCCACCCCAUGGGGACGCUGCUUCCCCUUCAUGGCAUUCGGGCAGCUCCAUCCUCACUCCAGGGUUGGGGUGAGUUAGCACAUAGGGGCAAACUCAUAGCUCACAGAGCCUGUCUGCUCAUCCUGCCCCCCAACCCCAGGGAGGUUAUGAAAAACCAACCCCCUGACUUUGGGGGUCCUGGGCUCCUCCUCCUCAUAAUCCCACAAUCUAUUUUGGGGGGAAAUGGGCUGUCACCCUUGAAUUGAGCCCAUGAGAACUUCUCAUAUUACCCUCCAGAGGGCGCUAUUGCUGAAACAGCCCCCAAGCUCAAUCCUGUUGAGACUUCUCAGAGCUCCCUGGCAGAGCCCCUCACCCUAGGGUGCCCGCAGCUGACCCCUCCUCUCAUCACAGCCUGACCCCACCACCCAUCAUCCACUCCAGCUGCAUAUCUGCUCAAAUUCUGCUCCCAAGCUGAUAUUCAAGUACGUUGAAAACUUCACUGAGCUGAAUGCUUCUGCUGCUGUCUGAGGCAGUCCUGCACAUGUACCCCGAUUACUGGAUGUCCCCCCAUUUUCAGGUCCCUUGGGGUCCAGGGCCAGGAUGAGGAGAGAUGUUAGCGGAGGUUGUUUGGAGCAGGUUGAUACUGGGUACAAGAAGGGAAAGGAGAUGGAGCAAAACAGAACGGCACCUGCAACCCUGGCCUUCAGGAGGGUUGGGACCUUCCCCAGCACAGAUCCAGGCAGCAGGAGCUGCAGACAGAGGCCAGGAGGUCUGGGGGAGGCCAACAAAGGAACAGCUCGACCUGAGUCUAAGGGGACUAGAGAGGAGAGGGGUUCCUGACAAUACUUCUGACACUGGCCCUGCCCCUUCCUCACUCUGAUUGAAGCCACUGGCCUGGCAUCACUUCCUGCUCCUCCCCACCAGGAGCUUGAGGACAAAGGGAAGAUGGAGGGCCAUGGCCACUUGGUGCUCCCUGCCUUUGAUCAGCCCGUGGUCCUUUUCUCAGUCCAGGGCACUCCUCUCAAGGAGAAGAGACCUUCACUUCAGGCUUGGGGUGACCAGAGAAUUGCUCCCUCAAGAACCCAUCUGCCUCCAGGGCCAAGAUGACUCUGCUGAGUAGAAGUCAUCCCACACUCAGAGGACUCUCUCGACUCUAAUAAGUGGGGCCUGGGUUUGCUUCCCUUGCUCCAACUGCUGCCUUUCAGCUCCCAAAGCCUGGUGGCCCUGGGGCUAUGCUCCAAGAGGAAUGCCCUGGCCUAGCGGGCUUUCUUUGGUCACUCCAAUGAUGUUAAGGCCCAUAAGCAAGUCCUGGCUCUAAUCUUGUACAAAUCACUCCACCUCCCUGGGCCUCAGUUUUUUAAAACUGUAAAACAGAAAUAAGAUCCAUUUAACUCUUGCAUGAUUCAGUGAUGAUAACCCAUCACUUCUGUACAGUCAGAGUAGAAUGACUGGCAGGUGCGCGUGCAGGUGGUGGCCGACCCAUCUGGUACCCUGCUCCCAUUUCAUACCUCCAAUCCCUAUGCACUGCUGGCCCUACACUGAUUUGCACCCUGAACUCUUUUGUCAAUGCCUCCUUCUUCCCGCAAAGUGCCCACACCCUGCGGGUGAGUGGGAGAGAGGCAGCAGCCCCUACUUUGGAUGCUCCGGGGACAGCACAGGUCUUGUCUGUAGCCUCAUGUUUUCCCAGCUGGAGGGGCCCUUGCUAAUCCACAUUUCCCCAAACUGUACUCCUCUGUCAGUGGAUCUCAAACUUUGGGGAGGCACCAGAAUCACCAGGUGGGGCUUAGCAAAAUCUAGGCUCCAGAGUCCCUCUACGUCAAAGGCAAGACCUGGAGUUUUCACAUGUUCAACGAACACCAAGGGGCUCCAUUGGGCCACACAUGGAGGACGGCUCUCGGACUGUUAAAGCCACGCCUCCCCACGCAGCGUACCACCCUCCCUCCUGGAGGGCCACAGGGUCCAUGAGCAUGCCAAAGAGCGCUGCAAGUGCUUGCUGCAAAGAAACAUGCCAGACUUGAACUCAGCAUUCCCCAAAUUUGACUACAAAACUUUUAAAAAUUUAGCAUAACCAUUAAACCUCACAUAACUAGUGUUCUGAGGAAAGUUUUGGGAAAUGUUGAUCUUGUUCUCUUUUUUAAAAACAUGCUUAAAAAAUUUA